Haliotis rufescens (red abalone) is the source of this 2009-nucleotide messenger RNA. Its product is annotated as sodium-dependent proline transporter-like. Lineage: Eukaryota; Metazoa; Mollusca; Gastropoda; Lepetellida; Haliotidae. Gene Ontology annotation, cellular component: membrane. The transcript has 15 exons. Gene Ontology annotation, molecular function: L-amino acid transmembrane transporter activity. The coding region runs from base 99 to 2009 and encodes 636 amino acids. The record is from RefSeq and is a predicted model, not a curated record. Gene Ontology annotation, biological process: sodium ion transmembrane transport.
CGGCAAGGUUAGGGCAACCUGACACACAUGAGCUCUGCGUUCAUCACAGUUUGUGACGGAUUAAGGAUACGAACGAACUAACACUUGUUUGGCAGGAAAUGGAUGGUUACUGCAAGGAUGAAGAACAUGUGGCGGAAUUGGUUCCAAUGGCGGAUACAGUCAACGCCAGCCCAUCUAACAGAGGCAGCAAGGAAGAACAGAGAGGACAGUGGGCUUCAAAUAUUGACUACUUAUUGUCUGUUAUUGGCUUCUCUGUUGGGCUUUCAAACGUUCUCCGUUUUCCUUAUGUCUGCAACAAGAACGGGGGAGGUGCUUACCUUAUCCCAUACAUGACGUGUCUGAUGUUAUGUGGUCUGCCUCUGUUCUUCCUUGAAGUUGCCAUUGGACAAUUCAGUGGGAAGGGGGUAUCCCACGUCUGGAGCGUAUGUCCCUUAAUGAAAGGUCUUGGAUUCGGCAUGCUGAUCGUGACCUUUGGUACUAACGUGUACUACACCAUCAACUCUGCAUGGGCUCUGUACUACGCUGUCUCAUCGUGUAGAGCCGUCCUGCCGUGGUCAACCUGUGGCAAUUCCUGGAACACAGAGAAAUGUGUCAAAGACAUCAGAGGACUGAGAGUCGCCACAGUCAGCAACUCUACCAUGCUUAAUGGAACCGUGAUCAACUCGACACUAACACCUUACAAUGGCACCACGGAAUAUGGCAGCAGUGGUUGGGGAAAAACUGAAACAUUAUCGCAUACUGCAGCGGAGGAAUUCUGGCAAUACAACGCUCUCAGCAUCAGUCCUGGCUUGGAGCAAGUGGGGAAUAUCAAGUGGGAGCUGGCUCUGUGUCUCUUUGUCACGUACUUGCUGGUAUUCUGCUGCAUUAUUAAAGGCGUUAGAUCAGUUGGAAAGGCUGUCUACCUUACUGCAACGCUUCCAUAUCUGUUCCUCAUCAUUCUCUGUAUCCGCGGGUUGACUUUGCCUGGAGGACCAAACGGCGCUCUGUUUUACCUUGCACCGGAUUUCAGCAAAAUACUCGACAUAGAGGUGUGGCUGGAGGCCUGUGUUCAGGUGUUCUUCUCGCUUGGCCCAGCAUGGGGAAGCCUCAUCACAAUGGCAAGCCACAACACGUUCCAUACCAAUUGUCUCAGGAAUGCAGUCGUCUGUACAUUCGUGUGUGGAGGAACCAGCCUGUUUUCUGGAAUUGGUGUUUUCUCCGUUCUUGGAUUCAUGGCCCAUGAAGCAGAUGUUCCCAUCACAGAUGUUGUGUCUUCAGGUCCAGGUUUAGGUUUCGUUAUUUACCCAGAAGCCUUGGCCCAACUUCCGUUUCCGCAGCUAUGGAGCUUCUUCUUCUUCAUUUUGCUGAUUCUUUUGACACUGGAUUCAGCGUUUACAAUGGUUGAAACUGUCAUAUCGGCCAUUAUGGAUCAAUUCCCUGCUCUGCUGAAAUGGAGACUCUGUGUAAAUGCUGGGUACUGCACUGCUGCCUUUCUGCUGGGUCUGGUAUUUGCCACUGAGGGUGGAAUGUACAUUUUCCAGCUGGUCGAUUGGUACUUUGUGGCCAUAUUCCUAGUCCUGGUGGGGCUUCUGGAGUGCAUCAUCCUGGGAUGGAUAUACGGAGUGAACAAUGUCAGCGAGGACAUCCACAUGAUGACGGGGAGCCCAGUUCCAGUGUUCUUCAAAGUGUCAUGGUGUUUCAUCACACCUUCACUGCUUCUGAUAAUAUUCAUUUCCACUCUGGCCCGUUACAAGCCUCCAACAUAUGGCAAUUAUGUUUAUCCCCCGUACGCUGCUACGAUUGGCUGGUGCCUAGCAACCAUUCCCUGUAUUCCAUUGGUUGUGGGGAUGCUUCUGGCCAUAUACAAAGAAAAGGGGAGCUUAUUGCAGCGUCUCAAGAAGUCCUUGAAACCUGACAGCUCCUGGGGGCCGGUCAAAUCGUCCUGUGUUGAAUCAUUUCGUAUCAGACACAAGAAAACCAACUCUCUCAGAGACAUCUGCUUAUCAUUUGUGCCUUGUAAAUCUAAGUAA